AUGGCCUUUGGCCUUUCGGGUCGUUCAAAAAGACCAUCGUCUCCGAAUCCCCCGCCGAAACCACCGCGUCCGAACAAAAGAGAGACCGUAUCAGGGGUGUCAAACCAAUAUGUCCAUCCGUAUACUGCGCCAGUUGGAGCGUAUUCGGUCAACACAUUCCAUACUGCACCGACAGUCGCAUAUAACCAAAGUUCAGCCACGUCUAUGGUUCAUCUACCACCUCAAUCAGCACCUCCGCUGGGUUACCCAUAUCCAACAACUGCCCCGAACAGUUCGUCAGUAUGGAACCCGCAACCACCACAAAAGUCAUCGAAAUGGGCAUCAUACACCAAUCUUAACCAAUCAAUGACUCACCUCGUUUCGCACACAGUCGAGAAGACCAAUGCUACGAUUUUGGACCUUGAACAACUGGUCCAUCAAAGUCUAAGUGGUGGUGCGAAUGUCACCGAGGCCACAUCACGCUUGUUAGAUCAAGUCAUCACCUCGAUCGAUCUGGGGUCGUUCUGUGGAAGGGAAAAUGAACUGAUCGCUGCAUGCACAGUUCCUUCCAAAUCAGAGGAGAGGAAGGAUCAUCUAUCACUGCGAAAAGACAAAAAGCCAACCAGAUCUGUGGAUUAUUUCUCCAAGGUAUACCUGUAUGCCAAUUCGCGAUUACCACCACAUCUAACACCACUCAAUUUCUACCCUCCAACAUAUCCCCUCCUCCGGCUCGCCGCAAAAUACUCGCGUCGUGUCUAUGACAAACCUUCUGGGCGUGAACGACACUCAUACAUCAACUCAGAUUGGCGUCACGGUACCAAGGCUAUGGUGGUCAAGUCCCUACCAAUUGACGACAUGAACACAAUCGUCUUCGCCAUCCGUGGUACCCAGAGUUUCUUGGACUGGGCUGUGAACGUUCACACCGCACCAACUUCCCCAGCCGGGUUUUUGGAUGAUCCAUCCAACUACUGUCACUCGGGAUUCCUAUCUGUAGCCCGAAAAAUGGUUGCACCCGUUGCCGCCCAACUGCGUAGUCUUCUUGAAGAAGACCCCAGUCGUAUGUCAUACUCAUUGAUCUUCACCGGGCACUCUGCGGGAGGUGCCGUCGCCAGUUUACUAUAUCUACAUCUGCUUUCGAACUCACCAGGCGUGCAAUCCCCACUUACAUAUCUUCGCGGAUGCUUCAAACACGUCCAUUGUGUCACAUUCGGUGCCCCGCCCAUCUCUCUUCGCCCUUUACAGCUCUCCUCUACUACUCGAACGUCAAAAUCAAUGUUCUUUGCUUUCAUCAAUGAAGGCGAUCCAGUAUCUCGUGCCGACAAGGGCUACUUUCUUUCCUUGCUUGAUUUGUAUGUCUCCCCGGCACCGGGGUCACUACUUACCCUAUAUGACCGGAAGAAGAGAUCUGCUCCUCGUUAUUGGAGAACACCUUCAUCCCAUCUAGCACUUGCUGGUAGACUAGUUCUUUUGCGGCCACGAGAUCAGUCGAGCGGCCGCCCUGUGGUUGUUGCUCCACCCGUUCCCGGUGGUCCUCCUGCCUUGCCUCCGCGGGAAAAUGUCGAUGCCUAUGGGAUCACAGAGCCUGAGCUACAGGGUGUGGUCUUUGGUGACCCUGUCAUGCAUUUUAUGGACUUGUAUUCCCAUCGCAUUGACGCAUUGGCUAGAGAUGCCUUGAGCAAACGACCAUGA
Molecule: messenger RNA, 1668 nt
Organism: Penicillium paradoxum
Lineage: Eukaryota; Fungi; Ascomycota; Eurotiomycetes; Eurotiales; Aspergillaceae
Product: lipase family protein
Exons: 3
Coding region: 1-1668 (555 amino acids)
Biological process (GO): lipid metabolic process
Source: RefSeq, a predicted model, not a curated record